Messenger RNA from Durusdinium trenchii, 510 nucleotides. The record is from the annotation of a GenBank genome assembly. NCBI's taxonomy places the organism in Eukaryota, Dinophyceae, Suessiales, Symbiodiniaceae.
AUGCUGGAGAGUGACCAGGAGCCGGCGGGAUUUUGGACCGCAGCGCCCAACAACGUCUGGCGAGACAAUGUCGCAGUCACCGGCUCUGACGGUUGGUAUUUCCAAUUGCCUGGCACGCCGAUCUCUCAGAACAUGGACGUUUACAAGAACACCAUCUGCCCUGUUGGGGACCGCAUCGGAGAGUGGAAGCGCAAUCGCUGCCAUCACUUGGCAGGCAGCUGCAUCCGAAUCUACCUGGUCUGGUUUCCACGCAAGGAGCCUUGCAAGAGCGACAGCGCGGAGAAUCCGCAGAUCUUAUUCAACACCACCUGCUGGAAUGUGGGCAAAGCCUGCUACAACGCCAUGAAGAUGGGCUCGGUGCACAACCACCACAUGACCUCGGUGGAAUCCAAGUCGCAAGACAUCUUCAUUGUCAAGUUCAAGAAAGCAGCGGGUGUGACGCACGGCAACAAGUAUGAGACGGAUUGGAUGAAUUUACCACACAUCAAGGAGUCCACAGGGUCGAGUUGA